GGGACUGAGCCCAGAGGCCUCAGUGGGUGAGAACCAACAGAGUAGUCGGAAGCACGGGAGAGCAACGGGUUGGGGCGGAGGCGGGAGUCAGAAGGCGGGGAUCUACAGGUCCCGCCCCGGAGCAGACUUCCUGGUCUGUGGACAAUCUGGGGUGAGGCAGCUAUAGCGGCGGGGGAACCCCAGAGCCAUGGGGUGCAUACGCGAUGCCAUCCUGGAUGCGCUGGAGAACCUCACCGCCGACGAACUCAAGAAAUUCAAGCUGAAGCUGCUUUCAGUGCCGCUGCGCGACGGCUACGGGCGCAUCCCGCGGGGGGCGCUGCUGGCCAUGGACGCCGUGGACCUUACCGACAAACUCGUCAGCUACUACCUGGAGGCAUAUGGGGCCGAACUCACGGCACUCGUGCUGCGCGAAAUGGGUAUGCAGCAGACAGCAGAGCAGCUGCAAAUGACGUGCAAGGGUUCUGGAGCCACACCAGCGGUGAUCAAGGCCCUUCCUCAGACAGCAGCCAUGCCAGCACUGCACUUUGUGGACCAACACCGGGCAGCCCUCAUCGCUCGUGUCACAGACGUGGAUGGGGUGCUGGAUGCGCUGUACGGGAAGGUUCUGUCAGAGGAGCAAUACCAGGCAGUGAGGGCAGAGACCACCAAUCCAGCAAAGAUGAGGAAGCUCUUCAGCUUUGCUCCAGCCUGGAACCUGACCUGCAAGGAUAUGCUCCUUCAGGCGCUGAGGGACAGCCAACCUUUCCUGGUAGUUGACCUGGAGCAGAGCUGAGGUGUCUUCCCCAGAAGCAGCUGAAACUGCCAAAGGUUGUAUGUGGUAAAUCAGUCUGACUUUUUUAUAUACAGUAUAUGAAAAACCAGCUUGUACUUGUGUUUUUCCUACUUCCAGUCUGGAAGUACAUGCAGAGAUAAGCUACAUGUACAAAUGCAACAGGCUCAGGUGACACUCUACUCCACUGCCUGUUACUAGGGCAGCAGGUUCCCAAAUAUUCAUCCUUCCUGCCUCAGUCACCAUGGUGAAUAUUCCUUCCUUCACCAUUUGGCGGCUCCUCCAAUGCUAUCUCAGAGGGUCUGCCCUUGAGCCUAUAGUUAGCCAUGCGGUCUAUAAAAGUUAAAAUAGGUAUGUACAACGGGUCUGGAACUAUGGGGAGCCAGACUUAUCAGAGGCACUUAUGACGUUCUUCACCAACCUAUAUAGCUUCCACUUUUUCCACGGGAAAAAAAAAAUUGUACAAUUGGAGCAAUUUUCAAAGGGAGAGACACUAUCAUCUAAACACAGGACAGAAGACCACAAGUCAUCAAAUCCAAUUCUAGGGUUCCUUUUGGCACUGGCAACUGACAUCAGUAUUUUUAAUUGCUUCUUCCCACCCCCUGGAGAAAGGUUAUAGGUUACAUCUUGCCCGGAAAACAUACCGACCACAAAAGCAAAACUAGAAAUUCUACUAGGUAUUACUUGAUAGAAUUUUUGCUUACGAAAAAAUAUUAGUUGACCCUUGAGCAAUAUGAAACUGACCUGCUCAAUCUUAAAUCCGUGCAUAAAAAGUCGGCCCUCCACAUGUGGGCAUUCCCAACCAUGGCUUUGACCCUUGAACUCACAUCUGAACUAUGCAAGUCAACUGAAAAAACUCCAUAUAUAACUUGGAUCCAAGCAGUUCAAACUCACAUUGUCAUUUCUCCAGGAAACACGUAAGGAGCCUUCCCAGAGGCUGUUAGGGAACCAGGAUCCUAGGACACGCUGAGUACACUUUGUACCCAAAUUCCUUCUCAUCUUUCUUUGGGGUGGAAGCAGUAUGCAAAGAAACAGGAAGGCCCUGGGGAGGGGUCCUGGAUGUGACACAUGGGACCCAGGCAUUGAGGGUACAGAUGGUUCUAUGCCACUUGAUACACCAGCCCACAAUGAACAAACUGCACAAAGACUUCACUUUGAAUACCCUCUCCUAGAUGACAAUUAGCAAAUGCAGUUUAUUCCCCCAACACACUCCUUUAGGGGUGUACAUAUGAUCUCAUUCUGACGGUCUAACAUUUCCCUACUGUGAUCUACUGGGAUACCAGGCAAGAGAAAAUAAGCGGUAUGCUAUAGGAGAAAGCUAUCAAGCAGCUUAAGAUGUGGCCACUGUCAAGGCCACAGUCACAUGGACAGUUCCUAAGGUUACUUGGGACUCCAAGAAAGCUGAGCUUCCUCAAAGUGGGAAUUGGCCCUAACACCUCAGUAUCCUGUGCCCUGGUCUUUAGCCAGCCACCCCAUAAAAUGCUGAUACUCCCCAUUCCACUCUCACUCAGCCCUCUUCUACCAAGUCUUCUUGAGUCUCAUAAUUCAAGCCUUAUUAUUCAAUCCCUGCGAUGUGUUCAAUUACAUGUUCUGCAAAGACCUUACCAUUUCCAAAAGUGAACGUGUUCUCCUUUA
Molecule: messenger RNA, 2404 nt
Organism: Pteropus alecto (black flying fox)
Lineage: Eukaryota; Metazoa; Chordata; Mammalia; Chiroptera; Pteropodidae
Gene: PYCARD
Product: PYD and CARD domain containing
Exons: 3
Coding region: 188-772 (194 amino acids)
Biological process (GO): innate immune response; regulation of apoptotic process; inflammatory response
Source: RefSeq, a predicted model, not a curated record